CAGAAAGGAAUAUUUUAUCUAAGGCUACGUAUGUUAACUGUGGAGUACUAUAGGGGCCUACUCAAAAUAAGAAGUCGUAGACGCAAAACUGUCGAUUUGAACAAUGGCUGUAAACAAAAAGGCGUGCCUGUAGAGGUCGCUAUUCAGUUAACACCAGCCAAACUUCCGAACGGCCUUUAUCAUAUUUUUUCAUAAGUUCUAAGUCUAGUUGCACAUGUUGGUGGCGGGUGCUGAUGCUGGUCAUACCUGGCCAGGAUAAAAGUUGCUAGGCCUGUAGUUAAAUUAACAUAGAGGCCUAUGUUCACUUGAGCAGUUGGUUAAUCCAAUCCUAGCAGGCCACCGUGGUUGUUAGUGGCUAGUCUCCUGGCCGUGAAUCAGCAGGCACUUGAAUUUCGUGCCGAUUUCAGCCUGGUCACUAGCUGACUAGUGUCCGCGACGGCAGCACUCCCGCCGACGCGUCGAACUCUUUUAAAUCUUAAAUAAGUCAAACGUUACACAGGAGUGUCGGGAGUUCUCGCUGGCAUCAUGGCGUUGAGUUGGAGGGACGUCUUGGUUGUUUUGAGCCUGUUUGCUGCCGUGGUUGCUGCAGAAGAUGAAGGUGCUGCUGGUGACAGUGCACGCUCCGAGGAACGGCUUGUCUACUCGGGCAGACUUGAGAGUUGCAGUGGAUGACAGCUGAACAGGCUUCCUGAAGUCAAGGCAUUUGUAACCCAUGAUCUGCCCCUCUACCAUAAUGUACCCUUCAAGCACAUUGGCGGGGCAGAUCCUGAUUUACUUCUGCUGGACCAGGAAGGCAACGUAAUUAAGCGUAUUGGUCUGAAAACCAUGAAGCGGCCCGAAAUCAACACCUUGUUUGACAACUUGGGCUUCUACAAGAAGAAAUCCAAAGAUGAUGCGGUCCCUGAAGAGUUCUUACAAGGACCCUACCUCCCCAAAGAAACAAAGGAGGAGCAAGAACAAACAAAGGAAGAACUCUAAGGUGCAUUUCGGAUGGGUUUUCUUUAAGUAUAUCAUUUUGUUGCAUUUUCCGUACUUAACAUCUCAUUUUCAAUUUCAAUAGGUCAGAUAUUUUGUGAAUUUUGCUUAACUAACAGAGUCAGAUUUUGACAUUGUAAGACUUUUAAUACAAAAACACACCCCGAUUGCAAUUUGCUAUGGGAAACCUUUAUUGGUCUGAAAAAGUCAAAUUUUUGCAGAAGCAAUAAAACAGUAGACUUAUUCAUUAAGCCCUGUCCUCCAUGCACAGUGCCACAUGCCUCGCUCAUACUGCAAAUUUCACAUUGCAAACUCGGCAUUGGUUUUUUUAAUACAUGUAGAUCAGUCCAUGCUUGGAAGUCCUUAGGCUCUACAGUUGGUUUUGCACUUACGGCUGUGAUUGUUCAAACAUAAGUAGAGUUCUCUUUUUCCAUUUCUGUUGAAGAGUUUUACAUGUACCUCUGAUGUUGGUGGCAGAUCACACAAGUUAAAAGUCUCUGUGUAGAGCUUUGUGUUUCCAUUGGUUGUUUUUUUUGCAAUGCUACCAUGGCUGACCAGAAUUAUAUACCACAGUCCAGUGGGAAUGUUCAAAGAAUGUCCUUAGUUUUGCAUCCAAAUAAUGUAUUCAGAGUCGACCGGAAGUUUGUGCCAUCCAAUUGCCACAUUUGGCAAUGGAGAAAUUUGGGGCAUAUAUUGGGGAAAUUUUAGUCAAGAUGCAUAAUUACCAAAUUCAUCAGCCUGGUAGCUGAGUCUAUUACUCACACCAUGCAAAAUCCAGCAAGGUUAUAUUUGAUCCAUGUUAAAUCCUGACGAUUGGGAUUUUAAGCUUGAAAAUACAGUGGCAAACGUCGGCAGUGUGUCGCAUUAAUUUAACCAUGCGUGGUGUAUAAACAUUCUGCUGAGGUGGAGGUGGAAGAUUUGUACAAGGGAAAUAUGGUAAGUUGCUAUAAACAAAAGGCAAGGUAGAAAAGGCCCAAUGGGGACACAGCUUGAAAUGAGCAGCUGCUUCGAAUAUCUACACAACUUAUUCUCUAGAAAUCAGCAUCUCUUCGCAUUGUCGCAGGUUGAGAGAAAUUAACGAAUAAAAUAGAGAACUUGAAUUUAAAGAAAAACCUGUCAUAGUUUUAGGUAUUUUUUAAUUGGAAAAAAAUCACAUAUUUAUCUGUAACAUUAGUUUUUAUUUUUCUCAGUAACAUCAUGGAUCAUUUGGGGAUAAACAGUGUGUGCUUGAGAAGGGGCCAUGUCAGCAUGACCAUACACUGACUCAGACACACCGAACAUGGUUGAGCUUCAAUUGGAUGUUGGUCCCUUUUGUCCCAAAGACCUUGCUACAAAAUAUUCACAUAGCCAAUUGCGCACUACCGUCUGGCAGGGAAUUGAUGUGAAAUUGGACCUGCCUUGAAUCUCUUGUUUUGAUGUACUGGUACUUAGGUGUACCUGUUUGACCAGCAGGUUGAUUAUUUAAAUCAUGAUGAAAUUAAUACUAUAAGGCAAUAUAUUUUGAACAGUUUCGCUCUUUUGUGCACUGUAUACUGGAAAUUUUUGUACUCCAUUUGUUGGUGUUUAUGGGUUUUAUGUUUAUAUGUUUUUUGGAAGCAAAAUUUGUCCAGAUCGUUUUUGCACAUGUGGUCUUUGGAUUUGCUCUGGAUUCAGCGUAUGAUGCCAGCCACCUAAACUGACCCCCAGGGGGUGGUUGACUGACAAAUUGGUCUGAAACGUUGCAAAUGUGGAGGCAACAUCAAAAGCAGAUUGGACUGACUUUACUGGCAAUAUAGCAGUCAUGUUUGAAAUAAAAAGGGCCUAUCUAUAACAAG
Messenger RNA from Acanthaster planci (crown-of-thorns starfish), 2789 nucleotides. Its product is annotated as selenoprotein M-like. Gene Ontology annotation, molecular function: oxidoreductase activity. Lineage: Eukaryota; Metazoa; Echinodermata; Asteroidea; Valvatida; Acanthasteridae. Gene Ontology annotation, cellular component: endoplasmic reticulum lumen. The record is from RefSeq and is a predicted model, not a curated record.